ACUGCAGCAAUCCGGGUCUCGAGUGGCCAUAAAUCUGAACAGAAUUGUUGGGUGGUGUGUUUACCGAGAACCGGACACUCAAACAACCGAAGUCGUAUCACAGGAAGUUAUAUUCUGUUAUACUCAUAUUAGAUGGAAUUCGCAAAAACCUCAGGAAUCUUGAGAAAACCGGAAGUAUACACACCUCAACGUGCAUAAAACGGAAUUAUUUUGAGUGAAAUGAAGGUUAUUGAUCGUUUGGCCACUUCUUAUCAGCGAUACACACACACUGCUCAGCAGAUUGACAGCUAACAUGGAACUGAGUCUACGGAAUUAAACUCUUGAGCAUCUUUUGAAUUUCCAAACACAGAAAUAUUAUUUAUUACGGAGAAGCAUAGCGCUCGUCCAAUAAAAACCUCGUGGGUGUUUCCGAGGAUAUUUGAUUGUAAAUAGCACGGAUUAAAGAUAAGCAUAGGUAGAUUUUUGGCUGAAAUAAUCAAAUAUCUAUUUCGGGACAGAGUGUGACGGCAGUUUAGAGACUGUGAAGGUUAAUAACAGUGUGGUAUUGGAACUACAGCUGUAUAGUGGUCGGGUCUAUACAUAGACCACACACGAGGAUAACAGACUUACAGCGAGCAACACCUCGAGAGUUACAGCAGAAUUACAGCAGAGUUCCAGCAAGGUUACAGCAGAGUAACAGCAGAAUUACAGCAGAGUUACAGUAGGAUUACAGUAGAACGUGUGGUGUUAGGACACAUUAGCCAGGCAUGAGGACGCGGUAUACUUUCCUCAUUCUCACUUUGACAAUUUACCACCUGUCGCACCUGACCGGGGAAGCGUUUGUUCUCCCGGACCCCUCAUCAGACACAGAAUCGACGUCACUAGACAGAUUGUCACAGCUACAACAGACAAGAUCAAUCUUACUCAAACUUCUCCAACAAAUCAACACAUACGCACAUGGGCCGCCGGACGUCUACGUGGAUACCUCUAUAUUGGUUAGGGGAGAUAACUCUUUAGAUAAAGGCGACACUCAGUAUGAAGAUCGAGGCGGUACCGGACUUAGAUCUGAGAAGCGGGACAUGGGAAUUAUGCCUCCGUGGCGAGAACUGUGUCGACUGGCUGGCCUAAGGAACUGCCGAGGGUACAACAGCUAAUACCUAAUAAACAGAUCACUGUGCCUUCAUACUUAUCGUCCUUUACUGUCUCUCUCUCUCUCCACCAGGUGACGCUCGCUGGGCGACAUCUAUCGGGGAUCAGGUCAUUGUAUAGCCAAUGUCUACAGGAGAAAAUAUCUUAUACAGCUCUUUGCCUGUGGGCGAUAUCGAUGCUUGUAUCACUCAGACACCUAUACCGGCAGGUGGCGCUGAUUUUAUCACUACGAGUCCCAUUACCAGAGAGAGGUUAAAAGAGACGACGCUCAGCAGGAAAGCCUACCGGAAAUUAUUACAUACCUGAUUGUCUGCUUUAUAAAUGUAAUAGAAAUUAUCAACUAGGUUAAUUUGGAGCUUUACAAACAAUGCUUGUGAUUCUCAUUCUUACAACAUUUAAAAAUUACUGUU
This is a messenger RNA of Mizuhopecten yessoensis (Yesso scallop), 1538 nucleotides long. RefSeq lists its product as uncharacterized. The record is from RefSeq and is a predicted model, not a curated record. The transcript has 4 exons. The coding region runs from base 747 to 1133 and encodes 128 amino acids. Lineage: Eukaryota; Metazoa; Mollusca; Bivalvia; Pectinida; Pectinidae.